This is a messenger RNA of Zea mays, 1765 nucleotides long. RefSeq lists its product as uncharacterized. The record is from RefSeq and is marked provisional. The transcript is spliced from 18 exons. Gene Ontology annotation, biological process: carbohydrate transport; transmembrane transport. Bases 130 to 1587 code for a protein of 485 amino acids. Gene Ontology annotation, molecular function: sugar transmembrane transporter activity. Gene Ontology annotation, cellular component: membrane. NCBI's taxonomy places the organism in Eukaryota, Viridiplantae, Streptophyta, Magnoliopsida, Poales, Poaceae.
CGGUCACCAGUGGAGUGGACCGAUCCACGCCGGUCACCAGUCGUCCUCGUCAGCUCAGCUCGAAAAACACCAGCCGACGGAGUGGCCGCCGACUGAGAGGGAGAAGGACCCAGGUCGGCCGCGGGCCCGAUGGACCUAGAGGACCAAGAAGCGCAGAAGCCUCUCCUGGUCACCGCGCCCGGGAGAAUCGGUGAUGGCAGUCACUUAGCUGAGUCCGACGCUGCCUCGUCCUCCUCUUCGAUUGCGGUGGUGGUCGCCAGCACCGCAGUCGCCGUCGCCGGAUCCUUCGAGUUCGGCAUCUCGGUGGGCUACUCGUCGCCUUCUCAGUCUGGCAUCAUGCGUGAUCUCAGCCUCUCCUUAGCCGAGUACUCUGUCUUUGGCUCCAUACUAACCAUUGGAGCAAUGCUAGGAGCUGUUGUCAGUGGUACCGUGGCAGACCGAGUUGGUCGAAGAUCUGCAAUGGCGAUAUCAGAUCUUCUCUGCAUUUUCGGAUAUCUCUUGAUAACCUUUUCCCAGAAUUUCUGGUGGCUUGACAUUGGAAGGUUCUCAAUUGGAUGUGGAAUUGGCCUUCUUUCAUAUGUGGUUCCAGUCUAUAUAUCAGAGAUAACACCAAAGAAUCUUAGAGGAGGUUUUGCAACUGUAAACCAGUUUAUGAUAUGUUGUGGGGCAUCACUUGCUUAUGUUCUGGGAACUUUUAUCACCUGGCGGACUUUGGCAAUCAUUGGAGUGGCACCAUGUUUGCUGCAACUGGUUGGCCUUCUUGUUACUCCUGAGUCCCCAAGAUGGCUGGCUAGGUUUGGCCACCCAGGUGCAUUUGAGGCAGCAUUGCAGAAGCUAAGGGGAAAGGGAACUGAUAUCUCUGACGAAGCAACAGGAAUCAAAGAUUUUACAGAAAAGCUUCAGCAAUUACCAAAGUCGAAGAUGUUGGACCUUUUUCAGAAGGAUUAUAUCCGUGCUGUUACAGUUGGAGUAGGGUUAAUGGUCCUUCAACAGUUUGGGGGAGUGAAUGCCAUUUGCUUUUAUGCAAGUGAAAUAUUUGUUUCAGCUGGUUUCUCAUCAGGAAAUACAGGAAUGCUGGCUAUGGUUGCUGUUCAGAUUCCGAUGACAGGACUAGGAGUAAUUCUAAUGGACAAAGCUGGACGGAGGCCACUUUUGAUGGUAUCUGCAGCUGGAACAUGCCUGGGUUGCCUACUAGUUGGAUUGUCAUUCUUAGCUAAGGAACAUCACUGGGGAAAGGACCUGAACUUAGUGCUGGCUUUGGCAGGCAUUCUGAUUUUCGGUGGAUCAUUUUCACUGGGUAUGGGAGGAAUACCCUGGGUUAUAAUGUCAGAGAUCUUUCCCAUAAACAUGAAAGGAGCAGCAGGAAGCCUUGUAACACUCGUCAGCUGGCUUGGCUCGUGGAUAGUCUCGUACGCCUUCAACUUCCUCCUGGUGUGGAACUCCUACGGCACAUUCUUCAUCUUUGCAAGCAUAUGUGGGCUCACAGUUGUGUUUGUGGAGCAGCUAGUGCCAGAAACCAAAGGAAGAACCCUAGAGGAGAUCCAAGCCUCCAUGAACUCAUCCUUGGCGUCCCCCUCUGAUAUAUGAUUUGCCUGUCUAGUUUACACAACCAAAUACCUGGAUGUAAAUACUAUUGCGCUACAGUGGUUAUUAUUUGUACGCAUACAAGUUUGUAUAUCUAGGACGGCUUGAAGAUAUGAUUCUCGCAGGACCAUCCAGCUUUGUAUAAUAUUGUCCGACAUAAAAAUGAUACUAUUGCGUCGGU